Messenger RNA from Hyaloscypha bicolor E, 2249 nucleotides. RefSeq lists its product as uncharacterized. Lineage: Eukaryota; Fungi; Ascomycota; Leotiomycetes; Helotiales; Hyaloscyphaceae. Bases 1 to 1998 code for a protein of 665 amino acids. The transcript is spliced from 5 exons. The record is from RefSeq and is a predicted model, not a curated record.
AUGGCGGAACUCGGUGUCAUUUCAGGCAGCCUUGGCAUGGUGUCGCUCGCUAUCCAGGUUGCUGAGAGUGUCAAGAAAGUCAAGGGAUUCUUAGACAGCGUCAAAGAAGCCCCGGAGGAGAUCAGGUAUAUACUCAGACAGAUCGAGGCACUAGGUUUGGUGUUGUCAAACUGCGAGACUGAAGAGGACGAGGGGCUUGUUUCCGGGGCUGUCUCUGCCUCCAUAGAAACCAGCAAAGCGUUCUUAAUUCGAGCAGCAGAAGCAUUGGAAAUGGUGGUCAAGGAUCUCGAAAUUGAGAUAAGGAAAGGAAAGAAAAUGGGGAGUUUCAAGGCUGUUCUCAAGCAAGGCAUAAUCGACAGGCUGAGGCAAAGUAAGUUCCAAGUCUCCGGCGAACCGAGAGAGAAACUGAUAUGGCGGAGAGUACUCCAGCGACGCCGUCAUGAUAUGCAGAUGCAAUUGGCCGAAAUGCAAGCGCACAAACUCAGCAAUCUAGAGACUUAUGUCACGCAGUUUACGGAAGCUGUACGGGCUAGUCCUCAACAUUUCCCUCGUUCGACUUGCUCAAUCAUCCAGCAGUGUACAUCAGAAAGCAUUGAUACUCUCUCAAACAAUGCAGAUGAUGCCAAGUCAAACGACAGCAAACAAUUGGCACGGACUUAUAAGAAAGUCGGAACUUCGUUAAAAAGUCCAAAACGAAUCUUAGCUCGACUGGGAAUACCUUCUUGGCUCAACAUGACCUCCCUUUGUUUGGAACUUUACGGUCAACGGAGCCUAUGCAGGAUGUCAAUCGGUGUAAAGAUUUACAGUUGGGGCGGAAUUACAGUCAUGGAGGUACUUGCGUUCACGCUAUCUCAUCUAGAUGGCAGCGAGGGCGGGUCACCUAGACGUAUGUCGAUUGCUCCUGGGAAAUGGAGCACGCCAAGAAGCCAGGUCAGGACCGCAUAUAACGCAGCAGUCGGCCUUUCAAAUCCAUUGGAGGAUCCGGAGACACGUCUGGAGCUGGUGCGGACUUUUACAAAUGUAAUCGACGACGACGAGUUCUUCGACAUUCAGGAGUCAAGAUCAGCCGCUCAUAGCUUCUUUGGAGAGUCUACCGUUCUCAUUUGGAUUCUCAACAAUGUUAUCGGUUAUAGCUAUCAAAUGUCUACCAUGGAAGAUCGGACCAGACUUGCGAUAGAUUUGUGUGCCCGAGUCGCACAACCGCGCGCCGCUUCGCUGGUUCGAUGCCUUCUACCAGAGCCACAGGCCAUUGCUAAGAUGUGCAACUAUCGGUAUCAGUUUAGAGGAACUUUGAUACAUAGUUGUGCUUACGCACUAGGAGAACAAACUCUCAGGGCAACUCAAACUCGGACAAUCCGUCCAGUAAGUCGGGCUAGAAAGGUCUGGUCUCCACGCUUUCGCAACGACUUCAACUACGACUCGCAGGCUGAGGCAGGCUGCCUUCAGGACCUUCUGUCAUUAAUGAAAGAGUUAGUCCUUGCUGGCUCAGACCUUCAUGAAUGUUGCCGAAGGUUUCCAGACUCUGCAGAAGAAACUCCACUGUCGGCUAUGAUCUCUAGCUUCAGUCAUCUGAGCGGCCUUUGUCUGGACAACAGGCUCGACUUCCGAGGCGAACGUGGUGAAUACUAUAUUCCAAUCCCCGUCAUAACUGAUAUGCUUAAACCCGUGAUGAUUUGGCUUGAGUUGCUCUACGAUACCGGCGCUGACUUGAUGCAUUAUGGACGAAAAGAGAAAGAACUCUACCAAGAAGGUCGAACUACUGGGGUUUGGUGGUUUCCAGUGUGGCGGCGAAGACUUAUCGGGCAGCCUGGUUUAUUUUGGGCGAACAAGGCAAAGAAAUUCUCGAUCAGUUUCGAGUUUGGUCCAAAGCCUAGCGACUGGCAUUUUCGGAUUAUAGAGGAAAUGGAUAGCUCCCUCGAGGAGUUUUGGGAUAUGGUUGAUCAUCCGGAACGUGCUAUGCCCGGGGCUUGGGAUGAGAGAUUUGAUGAUUCGGAUUGAAGGAAAUAUUGACAGAUGGUAGGAAAGUCAGGGCAGAAUUGGUUGGACGAUUCGUUGUCUUGAUGCUAAAUGCGGGGUCGAGCUGGGAGCAAGAAGGCGAGUCAAUUUUGUGACACUUCGCAGUCCAUCGACUCUCUUUGCCUUGUCGUUAAUGCUAACGACAUUCCGGCUUGUGAUGCUUCAAGAUCUUUACACUAGAAGAGAAAAUGGCCUGUGUCCACAGGCUCGUUAAUGCAAGUUACCGCAUCAUG